Molecule: messenger RNA, 1328 nt
Organism: Centruroides sculpturatus (bark scorpion)
Lineage: Eukaryota; Metazoa; Arthropoda; Arachnida; Scorpiones; Buthidae
Exons: 5
Coding region: 83-421 (112 amino acids)
Source: RefSeq, a predicted model, not a curated record
UAUUUUUUCUUAUUUCUUUUUAAUUUAAAGUGUGGCUGUAGUUAUACCUUCUGAAAGAACACAUUUUCUCAGUGUGGAUGGAAUGGAUACAGAUUAUGGAUUAAACUUUGAAGGUGAUGAUAUUCAUAGUGUUAUUUUAGCUCCUUGGAUAUAUUGUCAUGAUAUGGUUUUGGAAGGUGAAAUGGAGGAUAUUAUAAGAAAUAUUUCUUACACAUUGCAAUCAAAUCCUGAACACUGUGACAGAUUGUUAACACAAAGGUUAAUAUUUGAUAAAAAGAAAACCGAUGAUGUUGUUCAUUAUUGGAAAUCUGAAGAAAGAGAUGGAACAAGAAAAAAUAUAGUAUCAACAUUUGUAACAACAGAAAGUGGUCUUACUAGAGUGUUUCCUUUGAGGUAUUUUUUUAAUUAUAUUGCUUCAUAAAUGUAUUGACUUAUAUUUUAAAAAUUAUAUGAAGAAUUCUAAAGUUAUUAAAUACAUUUACUGAAUAAUAAUUAUGAUAUAAAUAUGUACUCUUUUAUCAUAAGUCAUCACAUACCACAAAUAUAAUAAUGCAGUUAACAACAAAGGAUAAUACUAAAGUAAAUACAGAAAAUCAAGCCUGAAUUAUAUUAAUAAUCAAAUGUAGAGCCAUAUUAAUUAUCAGGUUAUAACUUGGCUAAUUAUACACAGAUAUUGUGAAAUUUGGAGUAAAGAGAUGUGGCUAUGCUUCCAUUCAUUCAUUCAGCAUCCUCUUUACAGAGAGUUGUAGUUAAUGGACAGUUCUCCACUCUUCACGGUUGUAGGCUUUUCCCAAGCUUCAGUCAGUCCAUUGUAUGCUGCCAUCUUGUAUUAAAUUUAAUAACUAGAAAUAAAUAAAUUACUUUCAAUAUUUUCUUCUAGAAUAUUUUAUUCAAAUAGGACUCAAACUCACAAUGUUGCUUACUAUGUGACAGGGCUGUGGAGUUGGUAAAAAAAACACUUGACUCCGACUCCUGACUCCAGCAAAAUUAAAUACCAAGUCAUUUUAUGGGGGACAGAGGCGCUCUUAGAGGGAUACCCUACUCGGAACUCUGAAAGGAGCCUGCAGUGUUUACCCAAAUACUUUUAUAGUUAGUAUUUUUAAUAUUUAACUUUCAUUAAUAUUUAUUUGUAUAAAAAAAUUAAUUUUUAACAAAUACUUAAGAGGAGAAAGGGGACAAUAAAAUUCUAUAUCUACAUAAAUUUGACAGCAUUUGCAUUUCAAUUUCACCCUUCCAGAAGAGUUUGUCCAACUAAAAAGUGUGCAAUUUAGCUACUUCAGCCCGUUGUUCAGAAAAGAAAAAUGUAUACUCUGAUUAAUUAGUCUGGC